Molecule: messenger RNA, 2292 nt
Organism: Mycotypha africana
Lineage: Eukaryota; Fungi; Mucoromycota; Mucoromycetes; Mucorales; Mycotyphaceae
Exons: 6
Coding region: 1-2292 (763 amino acids)
Biological process (GO): cytoskeleton organization; small GTPase-mediated signal transduction
Cellular component (GO): plasma membrane; division septum; cell division site
Molecular function (GO): GTPase activator activity
Source: RefSeq, a predicted model, not a curated record
AUGCUACAGCAACGCCAUCACCCUUUCCAAAUUUCAUUUUGGUCACCUACAGCUUCAACCGAUCCCACACCCAAUUUCCACAUUGGUUUUGACAUGCUUCACCGAAAGUUGAACCAGUCCAUUGCCGAGAACAGAGUGAUCGUUGAGUACGUCCAACAACGCAUCGCAGCAGAGAGAGCUCAUGCCACGACUCUUUCUUCGGUCUUGUCUACUACUACCCUAUCUACAACUAGCAACCCAUUUGAAUUUGAUAUUGGCUUUGGUUUGAAGAAAUGCUUCGAAACCAUUUGUUCAGAAAGCAAAGUAUCCGCUAAACUACAUCUCGAAAGAGCAGACAAGAUCAAUACAAAUGUUGUCCGACCUUUGCAACGGUUCGCUUCAAGGUAUGAGCAUAUCAUCGAAGAAACAAGGACAGAUAUGGAAUAUAAAAUCACUCAAUUCGAUGCAGCAUGUCAAGAUAUGCAGCAGACGAAAACUGAGUACGUGGACAAAUGUCAGGCGAUUAUGAAAGCUUAUCCUGAUUUUGUUCCUGAAAAAACACUGAUCAAGCUGGGUUCUUCCUUGUCGUUUCUCACACGCGAACAGGCAUGGCAAUGGUUUGAAUGUAUUUUUAACAAAAAACAAGUGUAUGAGUCAAAAAAAGAGAUCAGACAAUUGUUAAAGCAACAUUACUUAUCGGAUUACGAGACUAUCAUUCAAAAGCUCCUCGCUUUGAAGUUUCUGCGACAAGAAAACGGAGUGCUUGUGAGAGAGUCAACGUUAUUGGACGACGAUGAAUUAAGUGUGAAUUAUCAACAAAACCCGAAAAGCAAUUCAGGUUUUUUCAAUAUCUGGGGAAGUGCACAACAACGAAGGAAAGAGGAAAUAAUUAAGGAAAUGCUAGCGACAGAUAAGGCAUACCAUACAGCUGUUGUUAAAGUGGAGAGAAUGCGUAUAGAUAUGGAGGAGCUUCUGUACCAGCAUUUUGAAGAGAUGGAAAGUCUGGAACUGGAAAGAAUUCAAACCGUUAAAGAAGCAUUCCUUAGCAUGAUGACUACUUUUGCCGAUACAAUAUCGAAAGCCAAAGAAUUCAAUGACGACAUGAUGCUCUAUCAGGAAACAUUAAAGGCAGACAAAGAUGUACAGUUUAUUGUCGAGCAAUAUUCAACAGGCCAAUUUUGUCCUAAACCGAUAUUAUACCACAAUUUUUUUGAUGGGAUUACUUUGACAGAUCAACUGUUUGGUGUACCUUUAGAACAAGUAACGCUUAAUGAGAAUACACAGGUACCACAAUUUAUAAUCAAAAGCUUAAAUGCUAUUGAAUUAGCUUUGUUAAAGCUGUAUGACGAAGAGAAAAGAGUGGUAUGGACCGCCAGUUUACCAUUGGAGAGAGUGCAUGCUGCUAGAGAAGAGUUAAACUCAAUUGUUGCUGUACAAGACGAUGAUGCGUUUGUAAAAUUGGAUGUUUUACUGCUCGCUUCAUUGGUUAGGCUCUACUUGCUAGAGCUGCCAGAAUGCCUUUUUACAUUCGAGCUUUACGAACCUUGCAAGUUAAUUUAUGCCAACUAUGGCCAAGAUGAAAGUAGCCGACUGUCAUCUAUCAGUAGACUGCUCACGACGCUACCGUCAGCAAAUUAUUAUACCAUCAAAGCACUUUUCUCACAUUUCAACAAACUUCUAAAUCCAGUCGGUAAUACAGCAACAAAAGAUGACACACAAUUAAUCAUAUCAAUAUCGAGAAUAUUCAGCUAUAUACUUAUGCGACCUCAAACAGAAUCGAACGUGAGUCUUCAUGAACGACAUCCUCAAAAACUAUUAGAAGACUUGAUUAAACAUUUUGAUGCUAUCUUCACCGAAGAAUCGAACCAGGCGCAUGAGAAGAAUUCAACAAGGCCUUCUAUCAUAAUACCCAGCUCCAAUUGCAAAAAGAUACCAUCCUCUUCUGCAACAAGUGAAACCUCGUUAUUAAGAUCGUCUGCAUCUUUACUUUCUUCGCUCAUAACUUCUUCAUCAGUAUCAUUGCCAAUCGCAGACAAUCAUAAACACCAGCCUGCAGGGAUGGUUGUGAUUCCCAAGCCUUCGUUAAGUACUUUAUUUGAAGACCCUGAUGACUUUGCCAGUAAAAGAAACUCUACGUCCGGCACCUCUUCAGUUUCCACUACUACUACAAACACUUUGAUGACCCUUAAGUCACCUUCUUCCAUUAACACCGAUCCUCAACGACAGCCACACGGCAAGGAACCAUUAAAUGAUGCUCAAUCCUUAACGGAAUUAGCAAGCGUGGACUCCUUUUUUUUUGACGAUGAAGACUAA